Molecule: messenger RNA, 1717 nt
Organism: Zalophus californianus (California sea lion)
Lineage: Eukaryota; Metazoa; Chordata; Mammalia; Carnivora; Otariidae
Gene: RMND5A
Product: required for meiotic nuclear division 5 homolog A
Exons: 10
Coding region: 254-1429 (391 amino acids)
Biological process (GO): proteasome-mediated ubiquitin-dependent protein catabolic process
Cellular component (GO): nucleus; GID complex; cytoplasm
Molecular function (GO): ubiquitin protein ligase activity; protein binding
Source: RefSeq, a predicted model, not a curated record
CCGGGUGGGGAGAGCGAGCGGGAGCGGCAGCGAGUAUCCGGGGGCCGGGGGGCCAUGGGGCAGGCGGGCACGGGCUGCGCGGGGCUCCCCCGGCGCCGCGGCUAGCGCGCCCGCUGUCUCGGCCGCCUCAGCCGCCCGCGCCGCCCGCCUGGGGGACGAGGAGCAGGACGCGGCCUCGGCCGGGCCCGGGCCGAACGGCUGCGGACACCCGGGCGCCAGGGAGUCGAGCGCCGCCGCCGCCGCCGCCUCCGGGAUGGAUCAGUGCGUGACGGUGGAGCGCGAGCUGGAGAAGGUGCUGCACAAGUUCUCGGGCUACGGGCAGCUGUGCGAGCGCGGCCUGGAGGAGCUCAUCGACUAUACGGGCGGCCUCAAGCACGAGAUCCUGCAGAGCCACGGCCAAGAUGCUGAAUUAUCAGGGACACUUUCACUUGUUUUGACACAGUGCUGUAAGAGAAUAAAGGACACUGUUCAAAAAUUGGCCUCAGACCACAAAGACAUCCACAGCAGUGUUUCUCGGGUUGGAAAAGCCAUUGAUAAGAAUUUUGAUUCUGACAUUAGCAGUGUGGGAAUAGAUGGCUGCUGGCAGGCAGACAGUCAGAGGCUGCUCAAUGAGGUGAUGGUGGAGCACUUCUUUCGACAAGGAAUGCUGGAUGUAGCUGAAGAGCUCUGCCAGGAAUCUGGUCUUUCUGUAGACCCAAGUCAGAAAGAACCAUUUGUGGAGUUAAAUCGAAUAUUAGAAGCAUUAAAAGUCAGAGUUCUGAGACCUGCUCUGGAAUGGGCAGUAUCAAACCGAGAAAUGCUCAUAGCCCAGAACAGCUCCUUGGAAUUUAAACUACACAGACUGUAUUUUAUUAGCUUAUUAAUGGGUGGAACUACGAAUCAGCGAGAGGCAUUACAAUAUGCUAAAAAUUUUCAGCCAUUUGCCCUAAAUCAUCAGAAAGACAUUCAGGUUUUGAUGGGAAGCCUUGUGUACCUGAGACAAGGGAUAGAGAACUCGCCGUAUGUUCACCUACUUGAUGCAAACCAGUGGGCUGACAUCUGUGACAUCUUUACGAGGGAUGCCUGUGCUCUCCUGGGGCUCUCGGUGGAGUCCCCUCUCAGCGUCAGUUUCUCAGCAGGUUGUGUGGCGCUGCCAGCUUUAAUUAAUAUCAAAGCUGUGAUUGAACAGAGGCAGUGCACUGGAGUUUGGAACCAGAAAGAUGAAUUACCCAUUGAAGUGGACCUUGGUAAAAAGUGCUGGUAUCACUCUAUAUUUGCCUGUCCCAUUCUUCGUCAGCAAACAACAGAUAACAACCCACCCAUGAAAUUGGUCUGUGGUCAUAUUAUAUCAAGAGAUGCCCUGAAUAAAAUGUUUAAUGGUAGCAAAUUAAAAUGUCCAUAUUGUCCAAUGGAACAAAGUCCAGGAGAUGCCAAACAGAUAUUUUUCUGAAGAAAUAACUUUAAUUUGCAAUUUGAAGAAAGCUGUGAUAGAUUCCCAAUUUGCUUUUUGAUGUUUUCCUCUGCUCCAGCUCUCACCGUGAAGUCAGCAGAUGUGCAUUUGAGCUCUGCUUGUAGCCCCAGCGGGCUGCCUGUUUCAAAUUCCAUCAUGAAUUUAGCAGGUUGGUGUGAGAAGUCUUCCACUAGAACGGAGUGGAAGGAGUACUAUUGUUUCUUUGCUUUUAUUGCCAAGAGGUGCUUGUUUUAAAAGUGUGUUCAAUAAAAUGAAAUUCUGAAGUUA